This is a messenger RNA of Moneuplotes crassus, 1132 nucleotides long. Lineage: Eukaryota; Ciliophora; Spirotrichea; Euplotida; Euplotidae. The record is from the annotation of a GenBank genome assembly.
AAAUAAUGGAACAUAUGAACUCUCUUCAGGAGGAAGAGAAGAAAUCAGAACUUGAGCUUCCUCAGAACUUAUCAAAUGAAGAAAUUAAUGAUCCUGCUCAUGCUCCCCAACUUGCUACAACCGUUAUAGUAGAAACCCCAAAAGAGCCAUCGCCGUUGACGAGGUACAUUCUAGGCUACUUUAUAUUUUCUGGUAUUUCCUUUUGGAUAACUCUGAUCAUCCUUAUGGUUCCUGCAGUAGAUACUCAAUGGAAUUGGUACAAAGAUGUGUAUGAGAGGAGGAAUUACUCAUCAACACAUUUCAGUUUUGCUAAACUGCUGUUUUGGAUGGCUCUUUGUAUAAUUGGGUUCACAUACAUUCCUUUAAUCACUUUAAAAUAAUAAAGAGAGAAGGAACCCCUUUGUAGGCAGAAAUGGGAACUAUAGGGACAUAAUUAUGCUAGUCUGUAUCUCACCAAUAGCCUACUUCUGUGCUCCAAUAAUCUUUAUCAGAGACAGAUUUGACAUGGAAAAAGACUGAAAUGAGGCUCAGUAUUUAGUCGAAGGAAAAAGGCUUCAUGAAGAGACUGUAAACAACGCUUUCACUUUUGAUUGGGGAGACCGUUUCGCAGAACUCCCUGGAAGUAUAUUCAAGUCCUUAGACGGAGAAUAUCAUUGACAUGCCUAUGAUGUGUGGGAAGUUCUAUGGUACAACUAUUUUAUCGUCAUUUUCUACUUCAUUGGUCUCAACUAUACUCAUCUGGGUAAGAUUCCAGUGCCUCACCUUUCACUAACGGCUGAGAAGAUCAAGAAAUGGGGAUGUCUUCAGUAUUCUUUUAUUUCUAUUGUUCUUAUUUGCAUCGUUACACUAAUCGUUAGUCUCUUUACUAUGUAUUACUAUGCUGAAAUCUUGUUGCUAUAUAGCCUCGUCCUGAUUGGUUUUAUUCUGCUUUUAAUAAUAGCUGCAUUCAUCUUCUCAAAAACUCAUCAUUUUCAUUUUCAUCACUACACUUGGGGUUUUAUGUUGAUGGUUCUCUGAGGAUACCAGCACAUAUAUGUCUCCAUACUGGGAGCCCUAACUGCUGGAAUAACUAUCGAAGGAAUAUCGAGAUGGGGCUUUGAUCCUUGGUGGAAAAAGAAGAAUAAGACCUAGC